Uncinocarpus reesii 1704 is the source of this 1308-nucleotide messenger RNA. RefSeq lists its product as uncharacterized. The record is from RefSeq and is a predicted model, not a curated record. Bases 1 to 1308 code for a protein of 435 amino acids. Gene Ontology annotation, molecular function: monooxygenase activity; FAD binding. The transcript is spliced from 5 exons. Gene Ontology annotation, biological process: secondary metabolite biosynthetic process. NCBI's taxonomy places the organism in Eukaryota, Fungi, Ascomycota, Eurotiomycetes, Onygenales, Onygenaceae.
AUGGCAGGGAACGGCCAAGUUCGUUUUCAAAUCCUGAUUAUUGGCGGAGGCCUCGGAGGUCUGGGAGCAGCUAUCUGCCUUGCGCGGAAGGGCCAUAACGUUACCGUGAUCGAGGCCGCUGCAGACCUCAAUGAAGUCGGAGCGGGAAUUCAAGUUCCGCCGAACAGCACCCGGAUCUUGGAUUCAUACGGAUUGACGGAUGAAUUUUUAAAGAAAAUCGUAUGGCCGAAGCACCUUAGCUUUCGAAGAUACUGCACCGGGGAAAUCGUCGGAUCAACACCAUUCCGACAUGUUUUGGAAAAGACCUAUGGCUUCCCAUACUGGCUAAUUCACCGUGCGGAUUACCAACGGAUCCUUUUCGAUGCGGCCAAAGAGGCCGGUGCCAAAAUCUUGCUCGGCACACCGGUCGACUCCAUCGACGAACGGGCGCCUGCGGCUAUCCUCACCGAUGGCCGGAGGUUGGUGGCAGACCUGAUCAUCGGGGCGGACGGUAUUCGGUCCAAGACGAGACGCGCAGUGAUCCGUGAGAAAGAGAUCGAGGCGAAUGACACGCCAAAUUGCGCUUAUCGCGUGACGGUCCCUGCAGAGGCCAUGAAUGCUGACGAUGAAAUCAGGCAUCUCAUGGAAGAGGACGCCAACUGCUGGAUUGGCGAUAGCCGCCACAUCAUGGCAUACCCAAUCCGACAAGGCGCUAUGUAUAAUUUGGUCCUUUCGUGCCCGGGAAAAGCAAUGGUUGGAAAAUGGAACGAGCCUGGGAAUCCAGAUGAAAUGCGAGGGUACUAUGCCAAUUUCGACCCGACCAUCCGCAAAGUGUUGAAGAAUGUCAAGUCUUGCCUGAAAUGGAAGCUCGCAGACCUCCCACCUCUCCCCAACUGGGUCAGUCCCAGCGGUAGAGUUGUAUUGAUUGGUGAUGCUGCCCACGCUAUGGUCCCGUACCUGGCGCAGGGGGCUGCAACCGCCAUUGAAGAUGGUGCUGCCCUUGGCGAAUGUCUCGAUAGAGCCAAGUCCGCUCGGGACAUCCCCAGGCUUCUUUAUGCCUUCGAGGCAAUCAGAAAACCGCGAUGCGAAAGAAUCCAGGCCGGCGCACGAGAAAACGGCCAUAUUUGGCACUUUGCAGACGGUCCAGAGCAAAUUGCCCGAGACCGAGCUAUGAAAGCAGUGGCCCACGAGGGCAACGAGGACUCAGCAACAUACAACCCAAAUAGAUGGUCCGACCCAGAAUUUCAACCCUGGUUGCUUGGGCACGAUGUCUUUACACAUACAAAUGGUAUGUUGGACGUCAUAUUGAAGCCCCGACCUCAACUCUAG